AUGGGAGACGUUGCCGUGGAGAACCCGGCGAGCGUCACGCCUUUCCCCAAGCCGGGUGCACUGGACAACCUUGCCAACUUGGAAUCCUUGGAAGGCACAGGAACGGACGGGAACGAUGAAUAUGCUACCCUGAAGAAGUUGCAGAGACACCUCGAGUACAUCCAACUGCAGGAGGAAUACAUCAAGGAUGAGCAAAGGAGCUUGAAGAGGGAGUUGGUGCGAGCACAGGAGGAGAUCAAGCGGAUACAGAGUGUUCCUCUGGUCAUCGGGCAGUUUAUGGAGGCGAUCGAUCAGAAGUAUGCAUGGCGUCUGAGUUCGACCGGCUCUAAUUACGUCGUCCGGGUCCUGUCCACGCUGGACCGCGAAAAGUUGAAGCCUUCAUCCUCCGUCGCCCUUCACCGUCACUCCAAUGCGCUGGUCGACAUCCUCCCCCCGGAAGCGGACUCUUCGAUCGCCAUGCUGGGUGAAAAUGAGAAGCCAGACGUGUCAUACGCCGACGUGGGUGGAUUGGACAUGCAGAAGCAGGAGAUUCGAGAAGCGGUCGAACUGCCAUUGACGCAUUUCGACCUCUACCGACAAAUUGGUGGGUAUCGACCCUCCCCGUGGUGUCCUGCUGUAUGGCCCCCCGGUACAGGCAAGACCAUGCUAGUCAAGGCCGUCGCCAACAGCACGACGGCCAGCUUCAUUCGGGUCAACGGCUCAGAGUUUGUUCAGAAGUAUCUUGGAGAAGGACCGCGCAUGGUCCGGGACGUGUUCCGAAUGGCGCGUGAGAACUCACCGGCCAUCAUCUUCAUCGAUGAGAUCGAUGCCAUCGCCACAAAGCGUUUCGAUGCCCAGACCGGUGCGGAUCGCGAAGUGCAGCGUAUUCUGCUCGAAUUGCUCAACCAGAUGGAUGGUUUCGAGCAAACCAGCAACGUCAAGGUCAUCAUGGCCACCAACCGAGCGGACACCCUGGACCCGGCCUUGUUGCGUCCGGGUCGUCUGGACCGAAAGAUCGAGUUCCCGAAUCUGCGUGACCGACGCGAGCGCCGACUGAUCUUCACCACCAUCGCAUCUAAGAUGUCGCUGUCGCCCGAGGUGGACCUGGACUCCCUGAUCGUGCGUAACGAGCCUCUGUCCGGUGCGGUGAUUGCCGCGAUCAUGCAGGAGGCCGGUCUGCGGGCUGUCCGCAAAAACCGCUACAACAUCAUUCAGUCGGAUCUGGAGGACGCGUACGCGGCACAGGUGAAGAGCGGACAGGAAGACGAUCGGCUCGACUUCUACCGGUAA
Penicillium alfredii is the source of this 1269-nucleotide messenger RNA. RefSeq names its product proteasome regulatory particle base subunit RPT3 (gene rpt3). The transcript is spliced from 6 exons. Gene Ontology annotation, molecular function: ATP hydrolysis activity; ATP binding; proteasome-activating activity. The coding region runs from base 1 to 1269 and encodes 422 amino acids. The record is from RefSeq and is a predicted model, not a curated record. Gene Ontology annotation, biological process: proteasome-mediated ubiquitin-dependent protein catabolic process. Gene Ontology annotation, cellular component: proteasome regulatory particle, base subcomplex. Lineage: Eukaryota; Fungi; Ascomycota; Eurotiomycetes; Eurotiales; Aspergillaceae.